AUGGACAAGCAUUAUAACAAUGGUCUAAACAUUGAAUAUGCUUCUUUUGACAGCACUCGUACAGACCUAAGUGCAAACAGCAGAGAUGUGAUUAUCGCCGGUCAAUGGGUCGUGCUGGGGCGUAUUGGCGAAGGCUCAUUUGGUGAAGUAUUUGAAGCUGAAGACAUUGAUACUUUUAGACGCUACGCAAUCAAGAGAGAACCUCUCAAAAUGCGCCAUCCUCAAAUCAAGCAUGAAAGCAUCAUUUAUGAUGCAUUGGCUGGCGGACCUGGCAUCCCACAGUGCCAUUGGCAUGGCCAACAUGAAGGAUUCGACUGCAUCGUUAUCGACCUGCUAGGGCCCAACGUGAAUCAGCUAAAAGAAGCGACUCAAACCUUUUCCAUCGACACUGUCGUUGAAUUUGGUUGUCAAAUGGUGACAAUAUUAGAGCACAUUCACAAACGAGGCCUUGUUUAUCGAGACGUUAAGCCAGACAACUUUUUAUUUUCGUCUAAAUGCCAUUUGCCUGAAGCAGAGAUGGUCGAAAUAUCCGACGAUCACGGUAUGCCACAUAUCAAGUACGUACAUCCAACGUGUGAAGAGGUUUUUAAAAAGUGGAAUGAACCGCAUCCCAAGCUCUACAUUGUCGACUUUGGAUUGACGACAUGGUGGAGAGAUCCUCGCACAGACAAGCCUUACCCAGAGGUCAAAAGAAACAUCAAGAACAAGACAGGAACAGCAAGAUAUGCGUCAUUGAAUGUUCAUCGAGGAAAAACGCAUGCUCGUCGUGAUGAUAUAGAGAGUCUAGGCUACUUACUGCUGGAUUUGGUAUUUGGGACAUUGCCUUGGACAGGCAUCCAGGCACGCAACUCUCGUGCUGGAUGGGAUAGAAUGAAGCAGAUCAAGGAAGAUACGUUUAUGGCCGAUCUAUGUGCAGGCCUACCACAGGGAUUUUUGGAGUUUAUUGAAUACGCUAGAAAGUUACGAUUCGCAGAGGAGCCCAACUAUGAUUUAUUGAGACAGUUCCUAUCUCAAUCGAUUCACGGUGGAAAGUACUCGGCUGUCGUGAGAUCGCCCUUUGGUGGACAUACAGAGCGUAAAUGGCUUCAAGAUAUCGACAAGGACAGCACGCCACCCACUCGUGCGGACAUGCCCAGACCAAAUACCAAUGUUAAUCCUAUGGGUCGACAUCAUUAUGAAUCACCUUCGUAUCAAGCAAAAACGCCUCCUCCACAGCCUAGACAAAGAAGAGCGUCUUACAAUCCUCCAAACCAUAGACAUCAACAUCAGCAACAUCAACAAAAUGACGAUGUUUUUGCCAUGGAUGAUUUACACAGCAAUUUACCUCAGACCACAUAUACACCUCCACCCCAACGGCUUGAUAAUAGAGGUAAUAGAGGAGCCAGAGGCGGCGGAGGACAUCAUCAGAGUGUCAAUAAAAGAUCAAGCCGCGAAUUCAGUCGCACAACACAUCAUGAACCACCUACAUCCGCCGGUCCUUCAUCAUUCCAGAAGUUAGUUCAAAAGAACAAGAAGAAGCAAAAACGAGUGGGAUGGAACUCUCAUAAGCACGAUGAAGCACCUUGGAUACCUACUACUGACUGGGAGCAGCCUGCUGUAGAGAAACCCGAUAUCAAUAUCACCAAUGCUUCAUGGGGCGAUGAUAAACCCAAUGGUCAAUGGGGAGACCAGGCCAAGAUUGAACCCUGGGGUAUAGAAGAAGAAGCAGAGAGCGGAUCAUGGGCAGCUACUGUUGAGAAGCCUUGGGAUUGUUAA
This is a messenger RNA of Mucor velutinosus, 1755 nucleotides long. RefSeq lists its product as uncharacterized. Gene Ontology annotation, cellular component: cytoplasm; nucleus. Lineage: Eukaryota; Fungi; Mucoromycota; Mucoromycetes; Mucorales; Mucoraceae. Bases 1 to 1755 code for a protein of 584 amino acids. Gene Ontology annotation, biological process: peptidyl-serine phosphorylation; signal transduction. The record is from RefSeq and is a predicted model, not a curated record. The transcript has 4 exons. Gene Ontology annotation, molecular function: ATP binding; protein serine/threonine kinase activity.